This is a messenger RNA of Tetranychus urticae (two-spotted spider mite), 547 nucleotides long. Its product is annotated as RNA cytosine-C(5)-methyltransferase NSUN2-like. The record is from RefSeq and is a predicted model, not a curated record. Lineage: Eukaryota; Metazoa; Arthropoda; Arachnida; Trombidiformes; Tetranychidae.
AGAAGGUUUUUCUUCAAAAUUUCCCUACCUUGAUAAAGAAAAUAUGGUGACACUUAAUGCAACUGAACUUGCUCUCGUAAUGACCCAAGAAAUGACCAGACACGAAGAACUAGAAGAAUCAACUCGACUUAAAUUGUCAACUUUACCAAGUGGAUGCAUUGUUGCUAUUUAUUGUGAAAACUUAACUUCAAAAUGUCCAAAUAAAGGAACCAUUAAUCAUGAAAUGGUUGUUCCUUUAUGUAUUUGGAAAGGAAAAAAUACUGUUCGUCCUUUUGUCUCAAAAUCGGAGAGAAUUUAUUUUCUCAGAAUCUGUGGAGGUGAUACAAAGGAAUUAGAGGCAACUGAACUAAAAAAGUUUCAAGAUAAACAAGAAAGGAAACAAGCAAGACUGAAUGAGCGGAACCAAAAACAAGAACAAAACGAUUUGAAAGAAAAAUUGGAGACAAAUCAGGAUCUUGAUUCAAAAACAGAAAACACAACUUGUUAAUAACACUUUUUUGCAUUAAAAUUUGACAAAAGUUUCAAACAAAAAUAUUUUACUACAAUU